AUUUUUUUUUUUUAAAAAAAAAAAACGCUCAGGAAGCGAACCCUAAACAAGUAACAACCGAGCAUUGGAAUCUAUAAAACGAGCAAAAAUCAAAACCUUACGCCCGCGAAUGUUCCUUCUCUUUUCUUCCAGCUCUCAAUCAUUUCAGAAAUGGCUACACCAUUGAUAAUGGGAAUGGCAGUAGCAGCUACGGCAUAUGCUGGCAGAUAUGGCAUCCAGGCUUGGCAGGCAUUCAAAGCAAGGCCUCCAACUGCUAGAAUGCGUAAAUUUUAUGAAGGUGGUUUUCAAUCUGUCAUGACGAGGAGAGAAGCAGCUCUAAUACUUGGAGUAAGGGAAAGUACUGCAGCAGACAAGGUCAAGGAAGCACAUAGGAGGGUGAUGGUCGCAAACCAUCCAGAUGCAGGCGGAAGCCAUUACCUUGCUUCUAAAAUAAAUGAAGCAAAGGAUAUCUUACUUGGAAAAACAAAGGGUGGUGGAUCUGCAUUUUAGUGCGCCUAUUAACUCUGUUUCAAAACAAAAUCGCCAUUUGCAGCGGAGUCAAAUUUGAGGAUACAGGUACUGCAGUAAGAAAAUUCUGGGUCUCUGUUUAAUCGUUUUCUUGGGACCCAAAAGAGGUACACCAACUGAAAGCCAUUUUGUAUUUCUUAUUUAUGAAUUUUGUAUGAUGUGAGGGAAACAAACUGUCGUUCGGCCUUUGGAUGUUCCAAAGCAGAUGCUAUUGAUCAAAAUAAUGAUUUUGCCCGCUGUUUUCCUCA
Molecule: messenger RNA, 755 nt
Organism: Populus nigra (black poplar)
Lineage: Eukaryota; Viridiplantae; Streptophyta; Magnoliopsida; Malpighiales; Salicaceae
Product: mitochondrial import inner membrane translocase subunit TIM14-1
Exons: 3
Coding region: 151-489 (112 amino acids)
Biological process (GO): protein import into mitochondrial matrix
Cellular component (GO): PAM complex, Tim23 associated import motor
Molecular function (GO): ATPase activator activity
Source: RefSeq, a predicted model, not a curated record